This is a messenger RNA of Hirsutella rhossiliensis, 1836 nucleotides long. Its product is annotated as peptidase c65 otubain domain-containing protein. Gene Ontology annotation, molecular function: ubiquitin binding; cysteine-type deubiquitinase activity. NCBI's taxonomy places the organism in Eukaryota, Fungi, Ascomycota, Sordariomycetes, Hypocreales, Ophiocordycipitaceae. Gene Ontology annotation, cellular component: nucleus. The transcript has 5 exons. The record is from RefSeq and is a predicted model, not a curated record. Bases 1 to 1836 code for a protein of 611 amino acids. Gene Ontology annotation, biological process: protein K48-linked deubiquitination.
AUGUUUCAUCCUCAUCCCACGCCUUUUGCGUCCUCGCCGUGCUUCGUGCCUCCCAAUGGCGUCGGUCUCGCGCUAGGCUUUGGCAUACCGCCGCCAGCCAGAGCCAGUCCCACUAGAAGCGAAGCCAUAGCGGCUCCCAGGCCCGCCGCCAGCGACCUGAGCAGCGUGCGCUACCUGUAUGGCAGUGGCAACAGCAGCAACUCCAUCCCGUCGACGCCGGCUCAAUCGCACCCGCAACACCUCACCGCGCAUCAUCAUCCCCAGCAGCCUCACCACCUCCACUUCCACCCCCAACACCCGCAUCCGCAUCCGCAUCCGCAUCGGCCGCGGCAGCAGCAGCAGCAGCAGCAGCAGCAGCAGCAGCAGCACUCCUACAGCUCCGCCGCCGCCGCCGCCGCCGCCGCCGCCGCAGUCGCAGCCGCCAUGGACGACCAGCACGACAUGGCCGCCCAGCAAGAGGCCGCCAAGGACUACCAGCCCGUCCUCGAGGGCCCUCUGGUCGGCGACAAGACGCCCAGCAGCAACAUCGCCCGCGAGUAUGCCAAAGCCGACCAAGUCUACGUCGAGAAGACCGUGGCCCUUCCCCGGACUUACUCGCACUACCGGCCAAUCCAGGGCGAUGGCAACUGCGGCUGGCGAGCCAUUGGCUUCUCGUACUUUGAGAAGCUCAUCGACUCGGGCGACCAGGGCAAAAUCGAGGGCGAGGUGGCGCGCAUCAUGAGCCUCAACCACCGGCUUUCCACUGUCGGCGGUUACACCUACUUUGAGGAUUGGGCCGACGAAAUGACUGGCCUUCUGCGCGAGCUGGCCCUCAACCUCGAAACCCCCGACGUGGCCUACACCUUGCUGCUGCAGCGCUGGAACGAUGCCUCGGUCGAGGGUGGUCUCAUCUACUACCUGCGCUUGCUGGCCGCCACCUACCUCAAGGCCAACGCCUCGACCUACGAUCCUUUUGUGCCCGAUGGUCAGAACAUCCUCUCCUACUGCAGCCAGACCAUCGAGUUGCCCAACCGCGAGAUCGAGCAUCUCGGCAUCGUCGCCCUCGUCAACGUCCUGCUCACCCCAGUCGACUUUGUCCUCGAGAUCGCCUACCUCGACCGCAGCCCCGGCAGCCAGGUCAACCAUCACCGCUUUACCGACGAAACAGGUGCCAAAGAAACGUCCCUCGCCGGUCCCACCAUCUACCUGCUCUAUCGUCCAGAUCAUUACGACAUCCUCUACCGCACACCGGUAUCCCCCGAUCUGCUGGUCCAGCGCCUCUCGAGCCUAUCCCACAACGUGCGCAUUGCGGGCACCAGCUCCACCUUAGGUGCCUACUCGACCAUGGAUUACGAGGCCCUACCCAUGAUUCCCGGUCUCACCGGCGUCUCGAGCAUAUCGUCGCUGUCCCUACCACCGACGGCCGCCCGCACUAUCGGGGGCGAGCCGUUUUCGCCGACGCAGCAGAGCUCGUGGCCUCCUGCGUUUGCCGACGACGUGGGAACACCAACAGAACAAACGCACUCACGGCAGACGUCAGUCGCGGCACCGGCCCAGUCUCCGACGCCCUCUGGCUCGUUGGGCCCCAUGUCGUCGUCCUUGACGACGGCCGGAGGGGUAUCGACGGCCGGAUACCCCAUCAGAUUCAGUCCGGUGCAGCUGGAUUAUGACGAAUCCAAAAACGCCUUUCGGGAAUCGACCUUUCAAGUCAAGACUACCACAUUCAAGAAUAGCGUCUGGAACAGGGCACACUACGGGAACCCAGAUUUCCACCCCGAGGAAUGGAGUCCCGAGGAAGAAAACGUGGACGGGCGAGCCGCGGGGAAGAAAAGGGGAAAGAAGGAGCGAGACUUUUAG